Molecule: messenger RNA, 1623 nt
Organism: Dioscorea cayenensis subsp. rotundata (Guinea yam)
Lineage: Eukaryota; Viridiplantae; Streptophyta; Magnoliopsida; Dioscoreales; Dioscoreaceae
Product: serine carboxypeptidase-like 7
Exons: 13
Coding region: 84-1550 (488 amino acids)
Biological process (GO): secondary metabolic process; proteolysis
Molecular function (GO): acyltransferase activity, transferring groups other than amino-acyl groups; serine-type carboxypeptidase activity
Source: RefSeq, a predicted model, not a curated record
CGGAAGUAAACACCAGAGAUUAGAACUCAUCAUAAUCUCCAUUUUCCAACAAACUUAUUCAAUUAUCAUUUUCCACCGGAACUAUGACUUCUUGUCUUCAUCUCCAGCCAUUGUGUCUGCUGCUGAUGCUGAUCCUAUGGCCACUGUUCAUCUCUGCUUCCAUUGUUACUCAUCUUCCUGGUUUUCAUGGUCCACUUCCCUUUCACCUUGAGACUGGAUAUGUUGGUGUGGAUGAAGUGCAACUCUUUUAUUACUUCAUAGAGUCUGAGGGAAAUCCAGUUGAGGACCCUCUUAUUCUUUGGCUCACAGGUGGCCCUGGUUGCUCUGCUUUCAGUGGCCUUGUCUUUGAAGUUGGUCCUCUGAAGUUCAGGAGUGUGGAGUAUAAUGGUAGCUUGCCAACACUUGUGUAUCAUCCUUUCUCUUGGACUAAAGGUGAUCUGUUUUUCAGUUUUGUUGACAAUUUUCAUGAUCUUUUUUAUUCAGUAAAAAGUUUUAUGAUUUUUAUUUUUCAGGUCUCAAAUGUGAUCUUCUUAGACUCUCCAGUUGGAACUGGGUUCUCAUUCUCAAAUACUCCAGAGGGAUAUGUUGAUGGUGAUAUCACUUCAUCCAAUAGAGUGUACAAGUUUCUCAGAAAGUGGCUGAUUGAUCACCGUCAGUUCCUCUCCAAUCCUCUGUAUAUUGCUGGUGAUUCAUAUGCUGGCAUGGUUGUCCCAUUCAUCACUAACCUGAUAUCACAAGGCAUUGAAUCUGGGACUCAGCCUCCUCUGAAUCUCAAGGGAUAUUUGAUUGGCAACCCAGGAACCGGAGAAGCAAUCGAUCUGAAUUCUCGCAUCCCAUAUGCUCAUAAUAUGGGGAUAAUUUCUGAUGAGUUAUAUGAGUCCACCAUUAUUUCUUGUGAAGGAGAGGAUUAUGAAAGUCCUACCAAUACUGUGUGUGCUGAGAAGCUUCGAGUUGUGAAUAAGUUCAUUAAUGAAAUUCAUAAGCCGCAUAUUUUGGAGCCAAAAUGUCCACGAACAUCUCCGAACCCAAGGAACAUGGCCGGAGAAAGGAGAUUUCUCAAGGAUGAGCACGAAGAGCUUAUCGCCCCACCACCUGUUCCCCCUCUUAAAUGCAGAUCUUAUGCUUACUAUUUGUCCUACAUUUGGGCAAACACCGGUGCCGUGAGAGAUGCUCUUCACAUCCAGAAGGGGACUGUGCCGGAAUGGAUUAGAUGCAACGAUUAUUUGCAGUAUGCCCACGAUCUUCCAAGCAGUAUCAAAUACCAGCAGAAGCUCACAAGCCAAGGUUAUCGAGCUCUUGUUUACAGUGGCGAUCAUGAUAUGCUGGUGCCACAUAUAGGAACACAGACAUGGAUAAGAUCUUUGAACUACUCCAUUGUCGAUGACUGGAGAUCUUGGUUCUCUAGCGGUCAAGUAGCGGGAUACACAAGAACAUAUGUCCACAAUCUUACAUUUGCCACUAUAAAGGGUGCUGGUCAUACAGCUCCGGAGUACAAACCAAGGGAGAGCCUGGAUAUGAUUAAAAGAUGGCUUUCAUAUCAACCAUUGUAGUUUAAUGACACAUCUUUUGAUCAAAUAAGAUUCACAGUUUGCACUUGUUUUUCUAUUAACUGUACCAUGAACA